Ahaetulla prasina is the source of this 5850-nucleotide messenger RNA. RefSeq names its product NACHT and WD repeat domain containing 1 (gene NWD1). NCBI's taxonomy places the organism in Eukaryota, Metazoa, Chordata, Lepidosauria, Squamata, Colubridae. The transcript is spliced from 18 exons. The record is from RefSeq and is a predicted model, not a curated record. Gene Ontology annotation, molecular function: protein binding. The coding region runs from base 1 to 4653 and encodes 1550 amino acids.
AUGGCAGCAGAAAGGGAAGCCUUGAUGGAGAUGGCAUAUCCAGAAGUGCAAGUCUUCUGCCAAAAGCAUGGCUUGAUGCUUGAGGUUAUUGAUUUAAGAUGGGGCACCUUUGAUCACAUGGGGAGCCGCCGUAUGUCUACCCAACUCUUUUUAGAAGAAAUCAAACGCUGCCAGAAACUUUCAGUGAAUUCCAGCUUCGUUGCACUGCUUGGAAACGAUUACGGCCGCUGCCCCACUCCUCUGACCAUUGUGGAACUGGAAUUUGAGGCCAUUAGAGCACAACUUCGAGAAGAGCCCAAGACCUCGCAGCUUCUGGCCCAAAGGUACUUGAAGGAUGAGAAUGCCAUCCCUCCCGUCUAUGUUCUGCAGCAAUCAUCUCAGGCAGACCCAGAUGGCAUGGAGGAAGACUUGCUCUUGAUCCUGCGUAGGGCUGCCUGCCAAGCAGAAAAGCAUGGGCUCAUCAGCCAGGAGCAAUUGCAGAAUUACCACAAGUCAGACAUAUACCAGGAAAUUGAGGCCGGCCUCUUCAGAUCAGGUGAAUGUGAUGGCCAAAGUACCAUGGUAUUCUUCACAGAAGUGGACACGCCCACAUCAGAUAGAGUGGACACACUACUGGAUGAAGUUGGAGAUGAGCUGCACCCUGAAGAACUACAACAGUUAGCAGAUCUGAAGGCAAACAUCUUACGCAGGUAUCCUGAGCUGAGUAAAGUUCAUAGGAUUCCACAUGAGGUAGAACCCAGGUCUUUCCGGCAGAAGCCCUGGCCCAAGUAUUUGAAGGAUUUCUGUGAACAAUUUAUUGCUGCCACCAACCAUCAUGUGCUCAGGAGCUUGACAGCCCAAGAACAAAAUCUUGGGAAGCCACCUGAGCUGAUUCAGGAGCUCACUCAUCACAAGGCCCUUGGUCAAAAACACACCCAGACUUUCUGCUGGCAGCAGGACUUGCUGGGUCGCAUUUGCCAGCGCAUUAAACAGAACCACCAUCAAGCCCAUUCCCCACUUGUCAUCUAUGGACCCUCAGGAUGUGGCAAAACAGCCCUGUUGUCCCACUUAGGUGAAGCCAUACGAACCACCCUGGAUCAGGAAAUGGUGGUGAUACUUCGUUUGCUGGGAACGUCACAAGAUAGUUCCACACGGAACAGCCUUCUCCACAGCCUCUGCCAACAAGUUUGUGUAGCCAUGGGCUUCCCUUACACCAAGCCAGUUGGCAAUCCAGUCCUGCUCUUCCACCGCCUGCUUUCUUCAGCUUCUUGCCAGGGCACACGGUCCCUCGUUCUACUCCUUGAUUCAAUGGAGCAGUUACACACACCUAGAAAUGCUCACAGAGCUUUCUGGUUGCCAAAAAUCUGUCCUCCAAAGACACACAUGAUUCUUACUGUGCUGCAGAAGGAAAGUGAAGUUCUACAGAAGAUGACUGGUUCUCCGGAAGAUUAUUUUGAGGUGGCGCCUCUUUCUCAAGAGCAAGUGGGGGUGAUUCUCUCCAAAACUUUGGCAUCCGCAGGGCGCACAUUGAGGCCCGCCCAGCAGGAGUUGUUCCUGCAAAGCUUUGCAAAGGGUGGUUAUGCUCUGCCUGUGGCCUUGGCCAUAAGACAAGCCCAGCGUUGGACUUCAUAUGUUCUACAUGCAGCACCAGCCAUAUCAUCUAUAGUCUCGGAGUUUGCGCAUCGCUUGUGUGACCGCCUGGAGGCAGUGCAUGGCCCUGUCUUAGUAGCACAUGUACUUGGCUAUCUUGCCUGUGCCCGACAUGGCCUCUCAGAAGCAGAACAAAAAGAUAUCUUGUCCCUUGACAAUGAGGUACUCGCUGAGAUUUAUCGGCUUCAUCCUCCUCCAAGCAAGGUGACCCUCCGCUUUCCACCCCUGCUAUGGGCCCAGUUAUACCAGGACCUGGCUGAGUGGCUGGAGGACCGGUGGGCAGAUGGCUUUGUGCUGAUGGGUUUUGCCCACAGGGAGUUGGCUGAUGCUGUGGAGCAACGCUACCUGUCAGUGCCAGAGGAAAGGAUCAAGCAUCACCUGCUCCUGGCAGAUUACUUCAGGGGAACAUGGAGCUGGGGCAUGAAGAAGCCCAUCCAGCUGCCAUCCUCCAACAAGCCUGUGAGCUUUGAUAGGAAGGUGAUUCCUCAGCCUCUUUGGUUCUCCAGCACCCUUGCAAACCAGAGGAAAUUGAGCGAGCUGCCUUUCCAUUUGCUGCAGGCAGGUCUGUUUGAGGAGCUGCAAAGAGAUAUUUUGGGGAACAUGUACUGGAUCAUCUGCAGAGUGACUUCCACUGGCAUAGAGAGCUUGACUGCUGAUUUUGCCAUGUGCCUUGCCCAGAUCAACUGCCCAGAACUGCAUCUCCUGCAAGAGACUUUCCUGCUUCUGCAGCCCCUUGUGGAUAGCACACAGAUCCAUGGAGAAGUGAGUAUGAUCUACAUGGAGAUAUUGGCACAGCUGUUUUUCCUCAGACGAUCCUACCGUAAGAUCAUAGGGAAUGUGUGUGAGCAGUGUGAGAGCUGGUUUGGUGCUUGGCCCCAUCCUGUCCUCAUCCCUCGCUCUGGAUUUUUCCAUCCACCUGGAGGACCUCUGUGCAAAACAUUACCUGGAUUCCCUAAAGGCACUUCAGUGCUGGAAUUCAACCUUGACCAAAAGUUGCUUCUGGCUGGUUCUCUGGAUGGAUCUAUGAUCGUAUGGGACAUGGAAGAUUUUACUGUGCAACAGGUCCUAACAGGACAUUCUGCUGAAGUAAAAUGUGUGAAAUUAUUUGGGAAGGGUUCCCGUGCUGCUUCGGUGGCCAUGGAUCGGACACUACGCUUGUGGUGUCUGGAUUCUGGCAGGGAAGAGUUCUCUAUCCACAAUGUUCACCCUGGAGAGCUGCGAUGUUGCCAGCUGCACGUAGAUGAAAAGAACCAGAUGAUAUACUGGGCAUCAGGUUUGGAGGUCAGCGCUUGGCAUCUGGAGACAGCUGUACCCAUUUUCCAGAUCUCUGCUGAGCCUCCAGGCCAAUGGCUCUGUGGAACUGUGUUUGUACCAAGGCUGGUGAUUGUGACUGUAUCUGAACGGGGUGUCUUCAGCCUGUGGGACAGCAUCAGCGGACAGCUACACUCCAAGCAAGAACUGACAGGGCUGGGAGAAGAGACACCAACGUGCAAUAUAUUGCUCCAAACGCUGGGCAGGAUGGUGGCCGGCUUCAGCAAGGGUUCUCUCUUGAUGAUCUCUUCUGAUGGGCACAGCCUGCUGGAAAAGCUCCCAGAAAGUAUCAGCUUUGUGGUGCUUUCAAAAGACGAAUCUCUCCUGGCAACAGGUUUUGGGCACCGUGUAAGAGUUUUCCUGGGCAAUGUGACAGGAUUCCGCCAACUCCUGGCCUCAGAUUUGCUGCAUUCUGCUGAGGUUUGUGCAGCUGCUAUUUCGGCAGACAAUACCACCAUCGUCACAAGUUCCCAGGAUGAAUGCAUAUGGGUCUGGUGUCUAGCCAAAGAGGGUUUGCUGACAGAUGUUUUGGCUGAUACAGGGAUGCCUUCUACCCACCUGGCUCUCUGGGAUGUUACCCUGGUGUCAGCCUCUUGCCACGCAUCUUAUCUCAGAGUCUGGGACCUCAGCUGUUAUCGCAAGCACAAACUACUCCCACCUUGUAUGGCAAACAAGAGCUGCAUCAGGCUUUCCCACAAUGCCAAAUACAUUUAUUUUCCCCAAGCUUAUUAUAGCUCUAGUGUUGUCAUUUGGGAUACAGAGGCAGGAAAGGAGCAAGAUAAAUUGGAUGCAUCGGCUCCAGUCCAGUGUCUGGAAGUGGCUGAGCGGAAGAAUCUUCUCUUUGUGGGACUGGUUUCUGGAACGGUGCUGGUGUUUCCCUUGGAUUCCAGGCAAGAUGUUGGUUGCAUCCCUCCAGCAGAGAACCAAAAACCUAUUUGUAACUUGGCGCUCACUCAGAAUGAAGAUCAGCUGGCAGUUGCCUGUGAUGAUCUUGUGCAGGUUCUGGAUCUGCAUCAGGAAGAAAUGGGUCCCUCAAUUGACCGGCCGGCUUACACCUUUUACACACAGAUCCCUGGUGCAACAAUUUCUAACGUGGCUCUUCUGUCUGGAUACCGGGUGCUCUAUGGAAUGACUAAUGGGGAGCUCUUCAUGUACUACUGCUUGGAGGCCCAUGUGUUCCCUCUAGAAGCUCAUGGGAACUGCGUCACCUGCCUGACGACCAGCCAUGGAGAGAAAUGGCUGCUGAGUGGUUCAGAAGAUUCGCUGCUGUGUCUCUGGGAUGUUCAGCUCCGCUCCUGGGAGCACCAGAUGUUUUUCCAGAAGGAAGAAUCCUUUUCCCGUGGCAUUUUCUGUGCAUGUUUUUCAAAGGAUGACCAGUACCUGUUCAUCAGCAAUUCGGAUCAGUGUGUUACAGUGUGGGAUGUCUCACGGGGGGCCCUCUUAGCAGUUCAGUUUGUGCAUUCAAAAAUUACCAGGAUGGUGUCAACAGCUGAAGGCUUUGUUGCAACAACACAAGUUGGCUACCUCAUGCGGGAGAGAUUCCGCUGCCCGCAGGCCAUCAACUUUUGCCAUGAUAUGCUCAGCAGUAUUAAAGCGACAUACACAGUGAAAUCUCGCCUGAAAGAAAACCAGGAUCCAGGAGAAAUUCGGAGCAAACUAAGGAAUGCUCAGAGAUGUACAAACAAGCUAUCACAAAUUUGUAGGAUUGUGUGAAGUAACGACAAAGAGUGACAAAGAAUAAUUCGAAUACUCUACCUUGUCAUCCACAAGUGAACUUCACUUGGUUGUUUCCUCACUUCCUUAGAUUAUUUAUUAUUCUGCCUUUACUAUUGUUUAUAAAUAACUCAAGGCAGCAAACCUACCUAAUAUUCCUCCCUCCCCACAAAACAACCCUGUGAGAUGGGUUGGGCUGAGACUGGCUCAAAGUCACCCAGCCUAUCUUUCAUGUUUAAGGCGGGACUAGAACUCACGUCCACACUGCUUCUUCUUAUUUCCUUAUUAUGACUGAACCUUGAGAAAAGAAUGACUACCUAGCGUAUGAGACAACAAUUUUUUAACAGUGGAAGGCUGCACUUCACAUUUGGGGGAUCUUACAUAAUGGAAAGUGAUAGGCUAUUUCUUCUUAUUUUUCCUGCUGGGAUUUGAAAAUAUUGUAUGAGUUUAAUAAGGACAUCCCCACAAUGGAGGAAUGGAUUAUGACAAUGUCAGAAUUCUCAAAAAUGGCAAAACUGUCCUGCUUUGUCAGAGAAAAAACAACAAAACCUUUUUUUGAAAGCCUGGAAACCUUAUAUGGGCUUUUUGCUAAAAGUAGAAAUAAAUGACACGAUGAUUUAUGGAUUUCAAGAUUUAAGAAAGAUGUAGAUUAAAAGAAAGACUUAUAUAAUAACUAAAAUGGAGGAGGGGUAAUAAAUUGUAAUUAUCUAUUGAAGGUUAGAAGUCAUUUUGAGUUCCUUUUUUGCACUUUUUUGUUUCUUUUUAUUCUAUGGGGAAAAAUCAUAAUAUAAAGAAGUAUGAGUUUAUAGGAUUUGUUUUUUUCUUAGCAAGCCUAUUUUAAGUUUUCAUUACAAAUGUUUUCGGCUCCUUAUCCCAAAACAGUAGGAAACAGUUUUAUUGGUUUUCAGCAAUGGUAGAUGGCCAUCCCAGGUGCUGCAGGAAAGAUUAGGGCUGGUUGGUUCUCUGUAUUCCAGGCUGCCUAAUUCUAUCCAUGUUGGACAUUCAUGCUCUGAUCAUUCCUUUCUUAAGGCAGGUAGCUGAAUGUUUGAAGACUCAUCAGGAUUAUAUGUGUACAAAAUUAUUUCAUAACCAUUGGAUUUUUUUAAAAUAAAUGACGUCUUCUAAUUAAGGGAAAUGAUGGAGUUCAAGAGCAGUUUACAAAUGAAAAUGUUGCAGAACUCAAAAUGAGUUUAAAAU